Messenger RNA from Gambusia affinis (western mosquitofish), 900 nucleotides. RefSeq names its product cyclin-dependent kinase 1 (gene cdk1). Gene Ontology annotation, molecular function: cyclin-dependent protein serine/threonine kinase activity; RNA polymerase II CTD heptapeptide repeat kinase activity; ATP binding. Gene Ontology annotation, biological process: mitotic G2 DNA damage checkpoint signaling; G2/M transition of mitotic cell cycle; protein phosphorylation. The record is from RefSeq and is a predicted model, not a curated record. The transcript is spliced from 7 exons. Lineage: Eukaryota; Metazoa; Chordata; Actinopteri; Cyprinodontiformes; Poeciliidae. The coding region runs from base 94 to 900 and encodes 268 amino acids. Gene Ontology annotation, cellular component: nucleus.
CUGCGGUUUAUUCAAAAGGGUUUGUCAGCAUUCCAGUAGCGACGGUCGGUUAAUGAAGACAGAGCUGCUCGACAAAACGCUACAAAACUAGUGAUGGAGGAUUAUGUGAAAAUAGAGAAGAUUGGAGAAGGGACCUAUGGGGUGGUGUAUAAGGGCAGACAUAAGUCCACAGGACAAGUUGUGGCUAUGAAGAAAAUCCGUCUGGAGAGCGAGGAGGAGGGAGUUCCCAGCACCGCUGUCAGAGAGGUGUCUCUGCUGCAGGAGCUCAGACACCCCAACGUUGUACGACUCCUAGACGUCCUGAUGCAGGAGUCUCGUCUCUAUCUCAUCUUUGAGUUCUUGUCCAUGGACCUGAAGAAGUACCUGGACUCCAUCCCAUCUGACCAGUACAUGGACCCCAUGCUGGUCAAGAGCUACCUUUACCAGAUCCUGGAGGGAAUCUACUUCUGCCACUGUCGCCGGGUUCUCCACCGGGACCUGAAACCCCAGAACCUCCUGAUCGACAACAAGGGUGUGAUCAAACUGGCGGACUUUGGCUUGGCCCGGGCCUUUGGCGUACCGGUCAGGGUCUACACCCACGAGGUCGUGACCCUUUGGUAUCGGGCUCCAGAGGUCCUGCUGGGCUCCCCCAGAUACUCCACCCCUGUGGAUGUUUGGAGCACCGGAACCAUCUUCGCUGAACUCGCCACCAAGAAGCCUCUUUUCCACGGAGACUCUGAGAUCGACCAGCUCUUCAGGAUCUUCAGAACGCUGGGAACUCCGAAUAACGAUGUUUGGCCUGAUGUGGAGAACCUGCCUGACUACAAAAGCACUUUCCCUAAAUGGAAGGAUCCUCUACACACACACACACUCUGCACACACUCCUGUUCAAAUUUCAACUUGUUCCCUCUAAAAAAAUGA